AUGAAUUAUACAAUUUUAGGGGAAACGUCUGUUAAUGUGACGUUAAAUUCGGAAAGUGCUCCACACUUUAUCGAGCAUCAGCAGAACCAUUCGCGUGGUCUGGUAGCACCUUACUGGAAUGCGUUGCUGGAUGUAAUCGGUGAUGAUCCAGAUAUGCUUUACGUUUGGUACCUAACGAUCUACGCCUACGGUCUGUUCUGGAUCAUCGGUGGGCUGUUCGUGCUGAUGGACCUAACGAAUCGACCCCGGUGGAUGCGCAAGUACAAAACACAACCCGGUACCAAUGAACCACUGGAGUGGGAUCGCUUCAAGCAUCUCGUCCGAACGGUGCUGUACAACCAGCUAGUAUUCGGUAUUCCAACGACGUACGUCGUGUAUCACAUCAACAAGUACUUCGUCGAUUGUGUGCCCGACGUACGCUACGUACCGCCGCUCGAUGAGCUGCUGCGCGAUAUGGUCGUGUGUAUCUUGGGCUGGGAGGUCGGAUUCUACUACACCCACCGGAUAUUCCACAGUCGCCAUUUUUAUCAGCGGUUUCAUAAGCUACACCACGAGUGGCGCGCACCGGUGGCACUGUCCGCUAUGUACGCCCAUCCACUCGAGUUCGUCGUUAGUGAUCUGCUGCCGGUUUACCUCGGUCCAGCCAUCAUGAAGUGUCACGUCUUCACGAUGGUCCUGUGGCUCACAUUCGUCAUGUGGGACACGGUGGGUGACCAUUCCGGUUAUCACCUUCCGUUCCUGGGAAGCUCGGAAUCGCAUGACUUCCAUCAUCAGAACUUCAAUCAGUGCUACGGCAACUACGGCAUCUGUGAUCGACUGCACGGAACGAAUGAUGAGUUCCGCAAGAAGAAGCAAUACCAGCGCCACUACCGAAUCUUCAGCCUCAAGUCGGCGCGAGAGCUGGUGCCGGUUCGAUGA
Molecule: messenger RNA, 918 nt
Organism: Anopheles darlingi
Lineage: Eukaryota; Metazoa; Arthropoda; Insecta; Diptera; Culicidae
Product: fatty acid hydroxylase domain-containing protein 2-like
Exons: 3
Coding region: 1-918 (305 amino acids)
Biological process (GO): sterol biosynthetic process
Molecular function (GO): iron ion binding; C-4 methylsterol oxidase activity
Source: RefSeq, a predicted model, not a curated record